CAGACUACCAAGCGAUCUACACAUAUACAACAACGGCCGUCACUAGACUAGGACACCGUGCCCUCAAUUACCGCAGCAACAGUCUGCCGCGUUUGCUUGUACCGAUUGGUGCAUCUGACUGCAUCUUCAGCAGUUAUACAUAAUACAACUUGAGGAUCAACGUGAAACACCAGCCACACGAUAAUCGAAUACUUUCGGCUCGAAGCGGCCACAGAGCAACUUCCAGCUCCGACAAAAGCUAUCGGAGUAUGUCUCUGAACAGUAGCACUAUGUCGCGCCGGCAGGCGGUGGCCGGGGCCCCGGCAGUGGCGCCGUUCCGACACGCCGGGCUGUUCCCGCGCGUCAGGCUCUGCGCGAACCGCCGGGUGGCGCGUGUGGCGCCGAAGGCAGCGGGCAACGGCAAUAUCGCACAGGGCGAGCAGGGCUUUGACACCCUCUUCCUCUCGGACAUCUCCCUAGUGGGCCAGCGCACGCCUCUGCUGCUGGGCUUCUUCAACUACUUCGAGCGCCACCUCCCGCAUGUGGGCUUCUUUGAGCCCAUUGCCGCCGAGGCGCUAGCGUCGUCGGAGCUGCGUAUUGACCGCCACGUUGAGCUAGUGUACAAGGUGUUUAACCUCAAGGGCGACGUGCGCGCCAUGACGGGCGUGCAGGACGCCGAGGCCGCGCGGAUGAUCGCCAACGGCCAGCACAGCGAGCUGCUGGACAAGAUCUACAGCCAGUACGCCUCGUACAAGGAGGGGCAGGACCUGGUGCUGGUGGAGGGGCCAGGCCCGCUCAUGGGCGGCACGGAGCUGGACGCGCAGAUCGCCGCCGCCCUGAACGCGCCCGUGCUCAUGACUAUGACCGGCCAGCCCAACGCGACCGUUGCCGACUACUACAACCGUGCGAUGGUGAAGCGGCAGGUGUUCCUGGACCACCACGUGGAGGUGCUGGGCCUGGUCAUGAACGGGCUGCCGCGCCAGUCUCACGCCAUCCUGUCCGGCCAGCUCCGGGACAAGUUCGCGGCGGCGGGGCUGCCCUUCGCCGGCGCCAUCCCCACCGACAUCAUGCUGCGCAACGUCCGCCUGGACGAGGUCCAGACCGCCAUGGGUGCCCAGCGGCUGUACGGCGACAGCCUGCUGACGGACGUGGAGUUCGACGACGUGGUGGUGGCCAGCCAGCGCCUGGAGGAGCUGCUGGAGAUCCUGGCGGAGAGGCCCAUGGGCAGGCCACUCGUGGUCACCUCCGCGGACCGCCUGGACAUCGUGCUGGGGCUGCUGGCGGCACAGCUGUCCGUGUCGGGCCCCGGCGUGGCCGGCAUCCUGCUGACGCAGGCCGGCUCCGCCCGCUCCGGCCGCAACUACGCGCGUGACACCAUCGACCGCAUCUUCGCCGGCCUGUCAAGCAGCGGCCUGUACAAGGGCAGCCUGCUGCCGGUGCUGGUGACGGACAUGCCGCUGCGUGACGCCAUCAGAAAGCUGGACAACCUGGACGCCGCCAUCCUGCCCUCAUCCACGCGCAAGAUCUCGCAGUGCAAGCGCCUGUUCGAGCAGUACGUGGACGCCAACGCGGUGGUGGCGCGGCUUCAGAACAUGGUGCGCCCCAACCGCAUGACGCCCAAGAUGUUCAUGCACACGCUCAAGUCCAUGUGCAACGCCACGCCCCAGCACAUUGUGCUGCCCGAGUCGGAGGACAAGCGCGUGCUGGCGGCGGCGGCGGACGUGGUGCAGCGCGGCCUGGCCAAGAUCACGCUGCUGGGAGACCCCACCACCAUCCUGGCCGAGGCGGCCAAGCUGGGCCUGGACCUGUCCGGCUGCAACAUCCACAACCCCAACACCUCGGACCGGUUUGACAAGUACGUGGACAUGCUGGUGGAGGCGAGGAAGAAGAAGGGCAUGACGCGCGAGGUGGCGGCCGACACGCUGCACGGCGACGUGAACUUCUUUGCCACCAUGAUGAUCGUCGCGGGCGACGCCGACGGCAUGGUGUCGGGCGCGGUGCACACCACCGCCUCCACCGUGCGCCCCGCGCUGCAGGUGCUCAAGAGCCCCGACACCCCGCUGGUGUCCUCGGUCUUCAUCAUGUGCCUGCCCGACCGAGUGGUGGUGUACGGCGACUGCGCCGUCAACGUCAACCCCUCCGCCGCCGACCUGGCGCAGAUCGCCAUCACCUCCAACGACACCGCCGCGGCCUUCGGCAUCGAGCCGCGCGUGGCCAUGCUGUCCUACUCCACGCUGGGCUCCGGCUCCGGCCCCGACGUCCAGAAGGUGAGCGAGGCUGUGGCCAUCGUGAAGCAGCGGCGGCCGGACAUCAAGGUGGAGGGACCCAUCCAGUACGACGCUGCCAUUGACCCCAAGGUGGCGGCGGUCAAGGUGCAGGGCCUAAGCGAGGUGGCGGGCAAGGCCACCGUGUUCAUCUUCCCCGACCUCAACACCGGCAACAACACGUACAAAGCGGUGCAGCAGUCCACGGGUGCCAUCGCCAUGGGCCCCGUCAUGCAGGGUCUACUCAGGCCCGUGAACGACCUGUCCCGCGGCUGCACGGUGCCCGACAUCAUCAACACCAUCUGCGUCACCUCCAUCCAGGCCUCCCGCAUGUCAUCCGCCGCUCGCGCCGCGGCUGCCAAGGCUGCCGUCGCGGCCGUUUAAGGCAGCAGCAGCACGCCGCGGGCAGCACGCCGGGGGCAGCUAGUUGGGUGGGCAUUGACAGACAAAGCGGCCGGAACAGGGAUAUAUGCGCGCGAGCCCGUUUCGCUGGCUGAGCAAGCCAGGAGGCAGGGUCACAGGUUGUGCCGGCGAAACGAGCGCAGGCAAGAGGCGGCCGGGCGUGGAACGCUGGCUGGUGUUGGGCUGAUGGGGCUGAUCAUGGAGCAGUGCCGCUUGCAUCUUCGGGGAGCAGUGCCGCUUGGCCAAUGACAGGGCGCUCUUGGUUGUGUAGGGCGGGCGCUUGCGUGCGCGGUGACCGGGGCGGUGCUGAGGGGACGACGUGGUAAUAGCACAUGGCAAUUCAUAGGUCGAGUGCUUCAUUAACAGGUUUGGUUUUGCUUAGUGUCGUGCUUGGGUUAUAUGUUUGUUGCUGGCGCGCAGGGCACUAAGGCUGAGCUGGUGGCCUAGGUGGUGUCGAGUCUGGUGAUGCCGGGUGUCGUGAGAUGAGAAGGGCGGUGGCGGUGGACAACAGCAGGUAGAAUACCGUACAGCCGCCAUGAUGCAGAUAUCACGAAGAUAAUAAGGAACUUUGGCCCGGCCACGUCCGGCUUGGUGCUAUGUGUUUGCAUUAUUUUUUGGUGUGCAAGGUUGCCCGAAAAGCAAGCCAUGGCUUUGCGCAGUAUGACUUCUGUACGUCGUAAAUGUGCUACAAAGACACAGCAGACGGCGAGCCGUCAUAAAGAGCCUGUCACCGUUGUCCAUUUCUGUAGCGGCUCGCUCUCACGCCUCUUUCUUCCUGGUCCGAGCGCAGACCUGCUACAACUGCGGGUGUCAGGAGAUGGCCAUCAAGCGGCUUGGGGGGCUGAAGGAGGGGCAGCGGCCCUGGUCAGUCAAAGUCUGCAACGACUGCUUGACGACCUGGGUGAGGACCGUGCAUGUGCGGGGACGGCUGGGCACUGGGGACGGAUUGAUUGACAGGUUGACGGUUGAAACAGCUCAUGUGCGCUCUCUUCUUCCUCCCCGUUCCCCAUCCCCAGAACCGCGACGUCUCCGCCGCCAACGUGAUCCGUGUGCUCCUCCUGCUGAAGCUGAUGGGCUUCGAGCGGCCGACCAAGCUGCAGCGGCCACCAUGGCCGCCGGCGGUGGCGGGGCCGGGCUGAGAGCCUGAACGGCGCUAGCAGGGCGUGGGGCUGAGGGUGCACGUGCCGAUUGGCGGCGAGUGACGUGACUAGUUUGUUAGCUGCGGGUUAGCACGGACUGUGCACCCCACCCAACCGGCCACGUCCGGAUUUGCGGGGAUGCCAAAGGCCCCCAACAUAGAGGCGUGUGCUUAGUAGGCGCCCGCGUCAAGGUGGCGGGGUUAAUAACGACCCGGGAUCAGCCCUUUUCCUGCCAUAAGGCAGCCACCUCCUUGUUUGGUGUGCAAAAGAAUGAAUGCAAUAAAUGCCAAAUUAUUGCAUGCGGGUCGCCGACACCAUGAUGGUCAGGGAUGGCCGACACCGUACGUGGUCAUGUGAAGUGACAUUACAACUUGAGAUGGCCCUUACGUGGCUCUUCCACUGAUGAGUGCUAUGUAGUGGGCAUGACUGGGAUAUGAACUGUCUACCAGCGUGUCGAAUCCGAUAGAAAGAGACGAGCGUGCGAGGAUUGCAUCGGAGCGCCCUGCAUUGGUGCUUGCACGAGGCAUCAGGGCUGGGGGGAGCGAGCUGCCUUGAGGGAAGGGCGUGGAUGUUGUUGGGAAAGGCAUCACCGGGUAAAUUGUGUCCGUGUAACAAUUGAAACGG
Molecule: messenger RNA, 4408 nt
Organism: Chlamydomonas reinhardtii
Lineage: Eukaryota; Viridiplantae; Chlorophyta; Chlorophyceae; Chlamydomonadales; Chlamydomonadaceae
Exons: 21
Coding region: 249-2627 (792 amino acids)
Molecular function (GO): acetyltransferase activity
Source: RefSeq, a predicted model, not a curated record